Molecule: messenger RNA, 3176 nt
Organism: Dermacentor silvarum
Lineage: Eukaryota; Metazoa; Arthropoda; Arachnida; Ixodida; Ixodidae
Gene: Papss
Product: bifunctional 3'-phosphoadenosine 5'-phosphosulfate synthase-like
Exons: 12
Coding region: 205-2043 (612 amino acids)
Biological process (GO): sulfate assimilation; 3'-phosphoadenosine 5'-phosphosulfate biosynthetic process
Molecular function (GO): sulfate adenylyltransferase (ATP) activity; ATP binding; adenylylsulfate kinase activity
Source: RefSeq, a predicted model, not a curated record
GUCAGCUGAUAUCGAAGCCGCAGCUGACUUAGCUGCUGCCGGUCGGAGCGGCUGUGUGCGCGGAGACAGUGUGCGUCGGUUUCCUGAGGCGACUGAACGUGCCCCGGCCUAUUUGAGGCCCGCAACAAGUGCGACCCGUCGUGUGUACGAUUGGCCCCACCUCCACUGCGCGCGCACCGCCGCCGACUGCAGCCGCCGAGCACGAUGAUCAACUGCGUCGCUUUCCAGUACAGGAACCACAAGUCCACCAAUGUGGUCUUCCAGAAGCACCAUGUCAGCCGAGACAAGCGGGGUCAGAUCAUGGGCCAGAAGGGAGGCUUUCGUGGCUGCACCAUCUGGUUUACUGGUCUAUCAGGUGCAGGCAAGACAACAGUGUCCUUUGGUGUGGAGGAGUACCUUUGUCUUCAUGGGAUUCCUGCCUAUGCACUUGAUGGUGACAACAUAAGGCACGGGCUCAACAAGAACCUGGGCUUCUCUUCUCAGGACAGGGAGGAGAACAUACGACGAGUGGCUGAGGUUGCCAAGCUUUUUGCUGACAGUGGUGUCGUGUGUCUCACUAGUUUCAUCAGUCCAUACGCAAAGGACCGUACCAUGGCUAGGGAGAUACACGAACAAGCUGGCUUGCUCUUCAUUGAGUGUUUUGUGGACACACCAUUGGAAGUAUGCGAGAAAAGGGAUGUCAAAGGCCUUUACCGGAAAGCACGGGCGGGACAAAUUAAAGGUUUCACUGGAAUUGAUAUGCCCUAUGAAGCACCUGGCCGCCCGGAUCUUCUGAUCAAAGCAGGAAAGGACACCAUCAAGGACUGUGUGCAACAAGUAGUUGAACUCCUGAGAGAAAGGGGUGUCAUCCCCGGCAGUGUGGUUGACUGUGUCAAGGAACUUUUAGUGAGCCCGGAGCGCCUGCCAGCUGUGAUGGAAGAGGCAGCAGCGCUGCCCAGUGUGGAGAUCUCCAAGCUGGACCUACAGUGGGUCCAGGUGUUAUCCGAGGGAUGGGCCACACCCCUCACCGGUUUCAUGCGCGAGGCUGAAUUCCUGCAGAGCCAGCACUUUGGCUGCUACCUUGAAGGUGGGGUUACCAACCAGUCAAUUCCGAUUGUACUGCCUGUGACGACGGAGGAUAAGAAUCGCCUUGAAAAUGAGCCUGCAUUUGCACUGAAGCACAACGGCAAGGUGUAUGCUAUCCUACGCCAGCCCGAAUUCUAUCCUCAUCGCAAGGAGGAACGCUGCUCAAGACAGUUUGGAACCAGUUGCCGUGGGCACCCUUACAUAAGUAUGAUUUACGAAAGUGGUGACUGGCUUGUUGGAGGUGACCUUGAGGUUCUAGAGCGAAUUCGCUGGAAUGACGGACUUGAUGAAUACAGGCUCACACCAAAAGAACUCAGAAAAGCAUUCUCCAAGCUUGGGGCAGAUGCAGUGUUUGCAUUUCAACUGAGGAACCCUGUUCACAAUGGCCAUGCAUUGCUUAUGCAAGACACAAGGAAGCAUUUGACAGAGAAGGGUUACAAGAAGCCAGUGCUGUUGCUUCAUCCACUUGGUGGCUGGACGAAAGAUGAUGAUGUACCCCUGGCAGUGCGCAUGAAGCAACACAGGGCAGUACUGGACAGUGGUGUUCUAGACCCCAAGCUCACUGUAUUGGCCAUCUUUCCUUCCCCCAUGAUGUAUGCUGGACCAACUGAGGUCCAGUGGCACGCCAAGGCAAGAAUGGUGUGCGGCAGCAACUUCUACAUUGUAGGCCGAGACCCUGCAGGAAUGCCCCAUCCAGAGACGAAAGAAGACCUCUAUGACCCAACUCAUGGUGCAAAGGUGUUGACCAUGGCUCCUGGCCUUACACAACUCGAGAUCAUACCAUUUCAAGUUGCUGCUUAUGACACAAAGAAGAAGAAGAUGGCAAUGUUUGAGCCUGAACGGAAAGAGGACUUCUUGUUCAUCUCGGGCACCAAGAUGCGCAGCCUGGCACGCAGUGGUCAGGAGCCUCCAGCAGGGUUCAUGGAGCCGUCUGCCUGGAAAGUUCUUUCUGAUUACUACCGCUCUACAGCGAACUGAUGUACAGCCUUAUAGCUGCAAUGUCUUUCUGCUCCUUUCACAACGUUUCUCCCUCCUGCCUCAUUUUUUUCAUCCCCUCCCACUUCUGUUGCAAGCUUUAAGGUCUGUUUAAUAGAACAUUGCUUUCAUCCCCCCCCCCCCCCCCCACAAACGUUAAUGUUUAGGAAAGUAUUAUACUGCAUAAAAGGAUGCAGUCGCUAUGUUCUGAAGCUUUUGAACCAGUCAUGGGGGUUUUUAUUUCACUGGUGGUGGGAGAAACUUGUUCCUUCAGGGUUGGAGUUAGCUGGUCAUGCAAUUUAUUUGCGAGAGUUUUUAUAUGAAGACAGUGUGAUGGAGGGAACAAGGAUUGUGCCUCUUAGGAGCUUAACUGCUUUAGUCAACUAGAAACAAAAGUACCAAACAUGGUUCCCAACAAGCCAUAAAGUAUGAAAUCGUCUUGUUGGCAUUUGUAGGCAUAUUUAGACUUCUUUUUACGCGUGCAUGCACUUUUACUGUUAUAUUUUUGUUACUGUUGUACUCGGAAAGAAAGUGUGCUUGCUAAUAUUUUAUAUAUAUUUUGCUUAUUUUAUAUUAGCAUAUCCUCAUUUAACUGGCUCCACAUUCUGCAUGGUGCUCAAGUGUGAAUUGUGUGAUCUUGAGAGAGGCUCAGAGCAAAGGGGGUGUCUACACCAUACAGUGCAGCGAUUUUUUUGUAGUCAACUGGGACCAAUGUGCUCAAUGUGGCACGCAACGUAGCAGCAACAUAUCUAGAGAUUAGGCAGUAGGCUCGGUACUGUGGCUUAUACAUAUAUAAAUGUACAUUCGUUUUUUACAUUUAUGUCAGUCGUGUAUGGAAUACUAGGCACACCCAGUUUGCUGGCACAUUCAUUGUACACAUGACUGGUCCUGGCUGCUGUGUCCAAGACAUCACGAGCAGCCAACUUUGUGGCGCAAUAGGACAUGUUGCACUUUAUGACAACAUAUUGUGAUCCUUGUGCAAUUUCACUAUUGUAAUUGUUAUUGCAGAAAUUUGGUUUGUUUGAAUAUUUUUCAUAUACAUGUUUUAAUAAUGGUUGUUUUAAAAUGCAAAUUACAGCUACAUUCUGGCUAAAUUAAGGCUGGCCAGAAUGCUUGUUAAUAAAAAUGUUGAAAAG